Temnothorax curvispinosus is the source of this 5826-nucleotide messenger RNA. Its product is annotated as breast cancer type 1 susceptibility protein-like. Gene Ontology annotation, cellular component: nucleus; plasma membrane; BRCA1-A complex. Lineage: Eukaryota; Metazoa; Arthropoda; Insecta; Hymenoptera; Formicidae. Gene Ontology annotation, biological process: negative regulation of fatty acid biosynthetic process; double-strand break repair via homologous recombination; positive regulation of transcription by RNA polymerase II. The transcript is spliced from 8 exons. The coding region runs from base 218 to 5563 and encodes 1781 amino acids. Gene Ontology annotation, molecular function: ubiquitin-protein transferase activity; zinc ion binding; DNA binding. The record is from RefSeq and is a predicted model, not a curated record.
GCGGCGCCGCGGCCGCCGCGUCGUUCCCGCGCAUUGUCAAGUCCGCCUUGUAGUUCGAAACGAGAAACGCGUUUACGAGGAUCUGUCAGUAUUUGUCCUACCAAAUUUAUCCAAGGACCGUGUAUUCCCGGGGAAAAAGUAGUUCGCGAAUUCGCGCAAUAACGAACCUUGGCGACCUUGGCGUUCCGUCGAUCGAGAUUCGAGACUGAGUGAAACGAUGGCAGAUCAAAGCCGGCCGAAAGGCAUCGAUCGGCUCUCGGAGGCGAUACACAACCUCCAGAAAUCUUUAAUAUGCACGAUUUGCUUGGAGCUCAUGACAGAACCUACCAAGACACGAUGCGGUCAUUCAUUCUGCAAAUCAUGCAUAGGAAAUGUCUUGCGGAAGAAAAGCGCGAGUUGUCCGCUCUGUAAGAUGAGUCUCAAUAGACGCAACAUUUCCAAGGAUGAUCAUCUGCAAAUCUGUAUCGAGAAGUUCAAAAAACUUGUCACUGCCAUCAAGAAGGACAGCUGUAUCGACAUACUAUCGCACUCGAAGCAGCCAUAUGAUACGAAGGAAAGCUGCUCUUAUCCGGAUGCUAGACAAUCUAGCCGGGACUCUAACAAAGAAACGUCGUCUAACAAAGGAAAGUCCAUUCGCCAAUUGAAUCAAAACGCGAACAAGCAAACCGAUAAGCCGUCGACAAGUCACGGAACAAUGAUUGACGAUGAUAAUCCGCGAUACGGUUUGAACAUGUCAAAAGAGAAGCCGGAAACUUCGAGGUCUUCCCGCGCUUUCUCCGGCGACGAAAAUGACAAUGCGAUUCACAGCCCACCGGAAUUCAAAGUUCGCACGUGGCUACACUCGUUUCCCGAUAAGCAGAACACCGAUGAUUUGAUCGCGAAAAUCGAAAUACUGAUCGAAGACAAAGCUAGGCCGAUGAACCCAAUAUCCGACGACAAUGAUGAAUCAGAUGAGACCGGUGAAGUAUCUCACGACGGGAUCGACGCGAGUCGCAGAUCAAAUCAAGAUAGAAAACGGAGUACGGAUUGCCCGAAGCGUAUCGACGAGGACAGCGCGUUGUCCCAGGUGACUAAAGGGGCGAGGCAGAUUGGCGAAGUAAUAGAGAUCGAUUCUGAUGCGAGUGAAUUGAAAUACAAGGCUUCUCACGCCAGAAUAUGGGCAAAGGAAAGGCGUGAGCAGGCUGCGAGGUUGGAGUCGAAGGAUAUCGAGGAAACAGUCAAUCAAGGUAACUCAUCAUCGACGACAGCGCACGAUCGGAUCGCAGCUACGAGUCAGAGUGCGACGAACACAUCUACGACCACUGAGCAAUCCACCGCGAACUGGUCCCGUGUGAUCGAGUUCGGGAAAGAGAUGAAACGCGCGAGAAAGAGGAAGGUGAAGAAACUGAACGUGAGCACCGAGAAAAAUAAAAACGUACCUCGGAUAGUCGAAAACAUUAAGCUCUCGCCAGGUAGCAAAUACGAUUCGUCUAGAAUUGUGACGACUUUAAAUAAAAGCGAAAAAGAGGCCGAUCAAAAAGGUCAGAUGGAAUUACAUGAAAAAAAUAUGACCGACAGUUCGAAAUCAUCUUAUCCUUCGAUGAGCACAUCGUAUAUUACGCUGGAGGAAGGUAGGAAGAUACACAUAAUGAACCUGAACAAUGAUCAAAUGAGCAAAAUUAUCGGCAUUGAAAAGGCCGCGGAAGAAUCUCAAGAUCCCGCUCAAGAUUUAUCGCUAACGCCGCAAAAAAGAUUAACCGUAUUAACGCCGGAGAAACUCAACGAAUCUAUACACGAAACAGCCAGUGACGUAUCGCAAACUGCCGGCAGCUUUAGAAAUUCGUCCUGCUUGCCGGCCGAAAAACAGACUCCCGGACCUCGAGAGACCAGUAAGGGGACAUCGAGUGACGCUGUUUCUCCUCAAUCUUCGACGCCGAACAAGUCUCGAUUAUCCUUGAGAAGAAAGCUGAUGACUAGCGAUAACAAGAGUCAUGAUUCACCGCCAUUAAGCCAACUUCCGCUGUCGUACAGAAUAUCGGUUGACAAACACGGAGAAGACAUCGGCAAUCGCAAGAGCGUCAGUUCGCCCGUAUCCAUGGACGGUAAACUAUUUGAUCGAUUGAAAGUUGUGAGACGUGACUUGAACCGUGACUUCCCGUAUCCCGUGAAAUUUAUGCAAUUGGGUACGUUAAUUAGGCGGCGUAAUGUUCAAUAUUUGUUCCUAGGCGGGACUAAACACGAACGGUUGAUACCAGCGGAAGUUGGAGUUACCCCCGUGUACAAUAUGCAGCAAUCGGCCAGUAGAUCCGAGGCACAUGUAGAUAUAUCUUUUAAUCCGUGGAAUAAUUCGCAAAACUCGAGUAACAAUUCCGUGGUGAAGAAUAUUUAUUUGGAAAAUAACGCGAAUUCGAAUCAAGCGGUUUUGAAAGAAUUUCCGGCGGCAUCGUCGAUUUGUCAAGCUUCAGCAACUUCGACGCCAAAAAAAGAUGCGGAUUCUCAUUUAAAUCGAGAAGAGAGCGGGACAGUCGUACGUUCUUCAAGCGCAAAUCAACAAUUGGAUAAGUCGAUCGAGGAAGUCGCUGAGGAAAGCGCGCGAUCUCUUCAUAAAGUAUCUCGUGCGGACAAGAGCGCGAUUCACAGGACGAUCUCGCAUACUUAUCCAGGAACGUCAAAAUCUAUUAAACUGCUGUCACCGGAUAAAGAUUCGCAGCUGAAGUUUCUGGAAAUAGACUCCCCAAUGAGCGAGCACGAGAAGUUGAGACGCGCGCUCUGCCCGAGUAAGUCCGCUAUCAAAGGAAACAACUUUUCUGAGAUGAAAAGUUCACACCUCGCAGCGUCUACGCUAGAUAAGGCACAGGAACCUUUCAUCGAAAGCCUCUGUAAAAAGAAGAAAAGAAUGAGAUGCGCCAGUGACAGGGAGAUGUUUGUGGACGGAUCCAGUGAUGGAAACGACGAUUCCAACGACUCGGUCAGUAGUCGAAUUACGAUAAAACUUGACAGAGGCAGCAAAUUAUCUAAGAAAACGAGAUCGAGUCGUUUGGAUGCGAAUAAAAAACGUCGUUUGAGUUCCCCGGACGAUCAAGAUGUCGAAGUAAUCUCGUCGACUUUUGAAGAACAGGAUGUGCCCGAGAAAAAAUUGAAGACGUCUAACUCGGACACGGAAUCGACGACCCAUGUUACAAAAAAUUUAAAGAGACACAGCGACGAUCAAUGUAUCCAACGGAACGCAUCGAUUACGGACACAACUACGAAAAAAUGUUCGGCGAGGCAGGAUUCUAACGAAGAUCACCGUACUCAGGAUAUAACCGAUAAAUGGAGCAAUGAACAUGACGCGACGCGAAAAAGGUUGAAAGAAAGCAAAACUAGCCAGAAUAGCGUCAAAUCAAUGAGAACCCCGCCCGAAGAAAACUCAGCGGAUCAUCAAUCGUCUCGCUCAAGUAACGCGCCCAAGAUAGAGAAGCCCAAGAACACAAAGUCAAGCCAGAAAAGUUCCGCGAAAGAAUCGGAUAUGUUUGAGAGCAGUAGCUUGUUCAAUUCGGAAAAUCUUGAUUAUAUACUACAGCUACAACCAAAGUUGAACACAGACGAUAAUACAUCGAAGAAGAUUGCGGACUCUUCUAACGACGACAUCAUAAACAGAGUGCUACAGAUCGAUCGAUCGCGAAGUAAUCCCGACGCAUGUCGACCGCCAGGUUCUACCCCGCGGAAUGAUAUUACAAGGCAAAAGGACAGCAGGGAAUACUUGUUACAGGACACUUUUGACGAGAUCAUCGCCAACGUUGAGCAGCCACAAAGCGAGGAUUUUAUACCUUGUACCGAACGGUCAGAUCGCAAUCCCAAUCGCCCGUCGGCGAAACAGAAAACGUCGAAUUGUCUCGCGAUGACAGAUGAGUCGUGUGGCGGCGCCAUGCAGGAAACUCCGAUCGUACCUCCGUCAUCGACGAACGACAUGUUUGAGUACCAUUCUCCUAGAAACGCUAGGAAAUCACUUGCAACGAAUACCAGCUCAAGAAAUUCUGACAAGGAGAACGUAGCCUGCAGUCAAAAAAUACACGGUUACGGGAGUGACCAAAGAGGUAGAAAAGAUGCAACGGUAAACGCCGAUGUGAUUGACACAGACUCUCAUAAGAAAAUCGUAUCGAAGCAUAAUGUAUCGCGAGAGAAGGCAAAGUUCCUUGAAGAGCGUAAUACUUGGAUACAAUCGGCGGAUCGGCUUCACGUUGAUGACAGCGAAAAGCAAAGAGCCACAAUUUCUGGCAACAGAUCAAAUUCAAAGGAUGAUACUUUCGAACAUGAUACGCUCAUGAAUAUUACGCAGCAACAAGCUCAACUGCAAAUGUUAGAAGAGGAUCUAUUCGGCACCGCGGCCCGAAAUCAAGCAAGAGCGACAAAAGUGAUUUCGCAGAAUGAUCCAUCCCUAAAGGAGCAACGUACUCCGAGGAAAAGAAAGCAGAAUAUUCAAGAUAAAAAUAUGGAGCCAGAGGAACGUUCCGCCGACGAAGACGACGUGGUGGAGAACACUCCUGAGAAAAAGAUGAAGAACGGGAACAAAACGAUCGAGUCAAGAGAAAGUAUAAAGAUAAGGUUUUUAUCGCCGAUCUCGAGGACCUCCGAAUGGACACCAAAUACGGGACCGAAUCAGAGAGCUCGUUCUCUCCUGGCUGGCGCGAACACACCUACGAAACCAUUCGAAAUGUGUCCAUCUUCGCCAUCUUCAUCCAUCUUCCACAGUACGCCAAUGGUAGCGCACAACUCCAUCAAUCGUUCUGACGCAUUCGCGGGGAGCAAGAGGCCCGAGCGUAUAGAAAGCGGGAAUAUCUUAUUGGCGAAACAGGUGGACACGAAGACGCUGGAGAAUGUCCGUCGGCAGUCUGAAAAGCGAGACCUGUGCUUCGUAUGCAGCAGCUUGUCUCCGGUCCAGAUCACUACCGUGAAGGAAUUCGCGGCGAAGUACAACGCGAAUUACGUAAACCAGUUCGACCGUGACGUGACGCACGUUAUCGUGAAUACUACCGGUGAACAGAACGCGGCGAAGAGCACGUUGAAGUAUCUACAGGGUAUCGCUCACCGAAAAUGGAUAGUCAGCUAUAGAUGGAUCGAGGACUGUAUCAGGCAGCAGAAACUGCUGGACGAGAUUCCUUACGAGGCUACCACGCAGAAUAACGUUGGCAUUAAUGGCGCUGGACCUCGUAACUCGAGACUACGCGAGAAGGGUCUCUUUGAGGACUUCACGUUUCUGUGCGUCGGACCGUAUGACAACGUGUCACUAAGGCAAUAUCAGGACUUGUUACUCGCUACCGGAGCCACAGUGGUCGAUUCCCUCGAUGCUUUGGCUAAGAUAAGGGGGAUGAAGGGCGUUGUGAUCCAAGACAAUAUUCACGACGAGAAGACAAUCGAACAUUGGUAUCGAACUGCCAAGGCAGCGGCCAUUCUUGUGGAUUGGAUAGUAGAAUGUAUCGGCCAUUACACAUUAUUUAACCCCACGCAUUAUACGGUUCUGUCACCACAGGAAUUUUGUGCCAUCGGCUAUCCACGAGAACUCGUAGAAGAUGAUGAGGAGUCCGAUGAUAAUGACCCGAUGUAGACAGAGAAAAAAAUAUAUAUAUUUGUUAUUUGUUAAUAAUCCGUGCCAUCAUUUAGUAUUUUUGGCAGAAUAGCGAAACAUUUACGAUAGUAUUUUCAUAUUAACUGUACUUCAUGUACACAUAUAAAUUUAAUUCUCGUUACAUCCGAUAUCUAUCGAUAUGAUAUUAACUGUUAUAUAUGAUUUCAUUGUUUCUACUUUUGUACACAGUAUAUAUGGCCAACUGUUACUAAAUAUAUUGUAAUUUAUUUAUGCUUUUCUAU